Closterium sp. Naga37s-1 is the source of this 5850-nucleotide messenger RNA. Lineage: Eukaryota; Viridiplantae; Streptophyta; Zygnematophyceae; Desmidiales; Closteriaceae. The record is from the annotation of a GenBank genome assembly.
AUGGCGGUGACCGUGGCUAUGGCCUUAGACGUGGAUCGAGAGGUAAAGAAGACUCUCGACGACGGGGAGAUGCUGCGAGGCCUAUUAGGUCUCGCAACGGAAGGCGGAGCGGGAGCAGGCGGAGGAGUGGGAGAUGUUCAGCAAUCGAAAGAAGGAUCGUUGGAGUUGAACGAGAAGGGAGCGCUUGCGCCGGAGAUUCACGCGUGCUUGGGUCGCCUUGAAGCGAGGUUUGGCGGAGGGAGGACGGCGGUUGAGGCGAUUGAACAAUGGGUGAAUUCUCAGGUGGACAGUAAGGUGUCAGGAUCUGUGACAAGUGGUGGGGAACGGUUGGACAAGAUGAGCGCCCCGACAGCUGUUGGUGUGGUUGACGGGGCGAGCGAAGCAGGCGAAGUCGAACGAGCUGUAAUUGCGGAAGCUGUAUCAGCCACCGGCGAAAACUGGUUACCAGGUAAACUGGCGGCUGGUUCGCUUGAGAAGCAGCAGGCGCAAUCAAAGGUCGGUCUUGCGCGGGGCCUGGAGGCCUGGGCUGGUACUAACGGGGAUGCUCUUAAAGGAGCGCUGCUGCAACUCUUGGAGAAGGAAGAGGCACGGCUGGAAGGAGGAAUCCAACGGCUAGAAAUCGAUUCUGAGCGGAAGUUCUGCGAUCUGAGGGAGGAGAUGGAGCGAGCGGUGAGCGGCGAGGGGAGGAAGCGGGAAGCUGAGCUGGACCGGAUGGUGAAUCUGCUUAUAACGGAAGCGGCGCUCCGGCAGCAGCUGGAAGAGGAGAUUAAAGCGGUGCAGGAGCAGUGGGCGAGGAAACUCGAGGAGGCACGGGCGCAGCAGCAAGCGCAGCAGCUGGAGGAAAUGGCAAGAGUGAGGAGAGAGAUGGAAGAGAUGAGAGAGCAAUGGCAAGCGCAGCAGGCGCAAGCGAACGAAGCGUUGAGAGCAGAGAAGGAAGCGGUGAGAAAGCAGAUGGAGCAGAUGCGAGAGGAGUGGCGAGUGCAGCAAGCACAGGCAAACGAGGCUCUGAUUGGUCCAAUGGAGGAGAUUCGCGAGGAGUGGAGGGCUGCAGGGCUGGGCGGGAGGGUGAAAAGUCUGGAGGAGCGGUUGGACGGGGUGGAGAGCGGUGAGCAGGACAUGGAGAGCCGGAUUUUGCAGAAGGUGUCUGAAAUGCGGGUAGAGGCUGGACUGGAGGUAGAUAGGGUAGAGAAGAUCGUUAAUGAGAAGGUGGAUGGGCUGAAACAGGAGCUAGACGGGAGGAUUGAGGGGAGUCAGCAGAAAGUAGAGCAGUUGGAGGAGCUUUGGAUGGGUGCGGAUGUGCCUGGGAUGGUGGCGAGGAUUGAAACGGGGGUGAAGUGUAAUAAGAUUGUGAUUGAAGCGGUGGAUAGGCGCGUGAGGGAGCAGGCGGAGGGGCAGGAGAGGGUUAUGGAGGAGGCUGAGAGGACAGUGAGGAAGGUUGAGGAGAGUGUGGGGGAGAGAGUGAGAAAGGUGGAGGAGAGUAUGGGGGAGAUAGUGGGUAAGGUAGAGGAGAGUGUGAAGAAAAUAGAGGAGAGUGUGGGGGAGAGAGUGAGGAAGCUAGAGGAGAGUGUGGGAGAGAAGGUGGUGAAAUUAGAAGAGGGUAUGGAGGAGAGAGCAAAGAGGGUAGAGGAGAGUGUGAUGGUUGGAGUGAGGAAUCUAGAGGAGGUGGUUAAGGAGGUGGAGAAACUUGAAGAGAAGAGCGUAGAGGAGAGAGUGGGGGAGGUGGCGGGGAGUGUUGAGGAGCGUGUGAAAGAAAUUGAAGGGAAAUUGGAAGAGAGGAUGAGGAAGGUAGAGGAGAGUGUGGAGGAGCGAGUGAGAAAGAUCAAGGGAGGUUUGGGAGAGAGGGCGAGGAAGAUAGAGGAGAGUGUGGAGAAGGUGGGAGAAGCAGAGAAGGGUACAGAGGAGGGGGUGAAAGGAGGAGAAGCGAGUGUGGAGGAGCGAGUGGGGAGGCUGGAGGGGAGUGUGGAGGAGAGUGUGAGGGAGCUGAGGGGGGAGAUAGACGCCGUGGGACAGCAGGCUGCGGAGGUGGGGAGAGUGGUGUUGGAAAUCAGCAAGGAGAUCAGCAACAAGACUAGCAAGGAGGUUGCAGCAACAGCAACUCCUUCCCAUCAGCAGCAGCAGCAGCAGCAGCAGCAGCAGCAGCAGAUAGAGGCGGUGAUUGCAGUUGGCAGAGAGGUUGCAAAGGUAGCAGCCGAACUUUCCAAAUCGGUCAAAUUUGCCAAAUCCGGCACACGAAGCGAGGGGGCGGAGGAGGGGAGUGGACUCCUGGAGCAGGUCGUUUUGAUUGGUCGGGAGGUGGCGGGUGUGGGAGCAGCGAUUGCUGCAGGUGUUAAGGAGCAAGAGGGAAGGAAGGAGGAGGUUAAGUGUCUUGAGGAGGUGGUGCUGAUUGGUCGAGAAGUGGCCCACGUGGCAGCAGAAAUUGCCAAGGGUGGAAAAGACCAGAUGAGCGGAAUCAAAUCUGAGGAGGAGAUCAGAUCUUUGAUUGCAGCUGAGCUGGCAGCGGCUGGUGGCGUGCAGCAGCAGCAGCAGCAGCCAGCACCAGCACCAGCAGCAGCAGUGGACGAAGCUUCCAAGAAGGUGGAGCACCUGCAGGAGCUGACAGGAGCAGCAGCUUUGGACGAACCUUCCAAGAAGGUGGAGCACCUGCAGAAGCUCCUGGAAGAGCAGCAGCACAAGGCUGACGUGGCAUCCACGAUCCAACAGCUGUCAGAUAAAAUCUCCGUGUUGGAGCUGAAGCAGGCGCAGACCACGUCAGCAGCAGCAUCAGCCGCGUCAGCAGCGUCUGCCGCGGUUGCAGUCACCCACGCUGCGUUCCCCCGUGCUGCGUCCGUAGGGGCGAGCGUUCUCACCUCCCCUGGAGGCCCUAAGACGAUCACAGCAGCGGCAGAGGCAGCAGCUGCGAUUGUGGCGGACAGAGGGUGGGUGCAGCAGCAGCUGGCGGAGCAGGAGGUGAAGUUGAGGUGGAGAAUGGAGGCUUUGCAACAAAUGGCGAGUGUUUCCUUGGAGAAGGCGCAUAAGCAGGCUGAAGAGGGCGCUGCGAUUCUUGCAGCUGUGAAAGCAGCAGCAGGAGCAGGAGGAGCAGGAGGAGCAGGAGGAGCAGGAUCAGGAGCAGCAGCAGGGGCUAGUGCAGGGGCGGGUAGCGGGGCAAUAGCAGAAGGGGUGGCAGGGACAAUGGCUGAAACAGAGGAAGCGGCGGGGGCAGGGGAAGGUGCAGGGGCGGAGGCAGGAGAAGUGGCAGCGGCAGCAGCAGCUGUGGCGGACAGAGGGUGGGUGCAGCAGCAGCUGGCAGAGCAAGAGGUAAGGUUUGAGAGGCGCGUGCAGGGGAUGCAGCGGAUAGCAGAGUUUGGCGUCCAGCGGGUGGGACAGUUGGCGGUGCGGGCGGCAGAUUUCGACAGUAUGCUGAAGCAGGUCCAGGAGGUGAUGGCGGCGCUGGCUGCGCGAGUGCGGGGGGUGUUGGAGCAGCAGGUUGGGAGAAACGCGGAGAUAGAAGCGCUAGUGGGGUGGAAAGCGAGGAUUGAGGGGGUUUUGGAGCAGCAGGCGGGGAGAAACGCGGAGAUAGAUGCGCUAGUGGCACUGAAAGCGCGGAUUGAGGGGGUUUUGGAGCAGCAGGCGGAGUGGAAUGCUCGUGUUGAUGCGAUGAUGAAGGAGGUGGGGGCGAAGGUGGGAGGGCUGGUGGAAGGGGAGGGUCGCUGUGCCCAGGAGCAGCAGGCACAGCUGCUGCAGCUGCAGCGGUCCCUCCAUGAGAACGCCCGGCAGCUGGCUCUGCUUGAAAGGGCGUGCCGAGAGAAAGAGAAAGAAAAGGCCGGUGCUGCUGCUGUGACUCUUGAGUCGACUCCAGAGGGGCAGGCAAGGCAAGUGGCUGUGUUGGAGAGGGCGUGCAAGGUGAUGACAGAUGCUGCUGCUGUUCUUGAGUCCACGGAGGUGUCAGCUAGGGGUUGUGAAGAGAGGGCGUCUCAGGAGAAAUCCAAUGCUGCUGUGACUCUUGAGUCGACUCCAGAGGAGCAGGCAAGGCAAGUGGCUGUGUUGGAGAGGGCGUGCAAGGUGAUGACAGAUGCUGCUGCUGUUCUUGAGUCCACGGAGGUGUCAGCUAGGGGUUGUGAAGAGAGGGCGUCUCAGGAGAAAUCCAAUGCUGCUGUGACUCUUGAGUCGACUCCAGAGGAGCAGGCAAGGCAAGUGGCUGUGUUGGAGAGGGCGUGCAAGGUGAUGACAGAUGCUGCUGCUGUUCUUGAGUCCACGGAGGUGUCAGCUAUGGGUUGUGCGGAGAGUAGGGAGUGCAAGGAGAGAGUGGGUGCUCUUGAGUCGACACCGCAGGUGUCUGCUACUGCUUGUGAGGAGAAGGCGGACAUUGCUGCUGCUGUUGUUUCUGAGUCAACACAGGUGUCAGUUUGUGCCUGUAAAGAGAGCAGGGAAUGCAUGGGGAGAGUUGAUGCUCUGGAGUCGACUCAGAAGCAGCACACGCAGCAGCUAGCCGUGCUUGAGAGGGUGUGUCAGGAGAAAGCAGAGGUUGCUGUGGCUGCAACGCUUGAGCUGACGCAGGAGCAGCACGCCAGGCAGUUGGGAGUGCUCGAGAGAAUCUGCAGGGAGAAAGCAAACGCUGCUGCAACUCUUGAGCUGACGCAGAGGCAGCACGCGAGGCAAUUGGCCGAUUUGGAAAGGGUGUGCAGGGAGAGGGUGGAGAGUGAAGGUGGGAGCGAGAGGCAGCAGCAGCAGGAGAGGGGGGAGAGUGAAGGUGAGAGAGAGAGGCAGCAGCAGCUGGAGCAGCACGCUAGGCAGUUGGCUGUACUGGAGAGAAUGUGCCGGGAGAAAGCAAAUGCUGCUGCAACUCUUGAGCUGACGCAGAGGCAGCAUGCCAGACAGCUAGCUGAUCUGGAAAGGGUGUGCAGAGAGAGGGUGGAGAGUGAAGGUGAGAGGGAAGGGCAGCAACAGCCGCAGCAGCAGCAAGAGAGUGCCUCGAUGGUGCCUCAGCAGGAAGGAGGGCAGCAGCAGCAGCAGCAGCCGGAGGAGCGUGCAUUGGCGAUGCAGGAGCUGAGAAGGAAGUGGGAGGGCAUGAAAGGGGCUGGUGGGAGUGCAGCAGGGGCAGCAACAGCAGGAGGAGUAGACUCCUCCUGUAAGUCCCUCACUGGCUCCUCCCUCCGCCACGCCACGGCUCUCCCCGGCUUGUCAGGCCUCCACCUUCGGGGAUGCACUGGGGUUACCACAGAGGGAGUGUUACAGAUCGGCCGGUUGACUUUGGUUGAAUCCCUUGACCUGAGCUACACGCCUGUAGGGGACGCAGGGCUGAGGUGUCUCGAGCCGCUGGUGAUGCUGAGGGAGUUGGAUCUCAGCGAGUGUAACCUGGUAACCGAUGUGAGUGUACAGUGGAUCGUGAAGCUGAAACGGCUAAGGAAACUCGACCUUGGGGUGUGUCUGGGGAUCGGAGAGAGAGGGCUGGAGAGGGUGUGUCGCGAGAUGAGCUGGUUAGAGGAGCUGGGGCUUUCGGGGACGGCGCUGAAUGACAGAGUGGGCUGCUCCCGACUCACCGACACCGCUCUGCACCACAUUGCACACCUCUCCCGGCUCCAGGCUCUCGACCUGAGCUACACUAGAAUCACAGGCGAGGGUCUGGUGUCUCUUAAAGCCCUGUCUUGUUCUCUUAACGAGCUGGUUCUUAGUGGGUGUGAGCAGCUUGGGGUGGAAGAUAAGGGAAAGCUGGCGGGGUACGAUUGGCUGGAGGAGCUGCACCUGAGCGGCCCGAACGUGACCCCGCUCGGGCUGAGGCAGGUUCGGGGGCUGCCGAGGCUGAGCAAGGAGGUGAAGCAGCCACAGCAGCAGCAGCAGCAGCACCAGCAGCACCAGCAGCGGCCUCAAUCGUAG